AUGCAGUCAGCACUGACGACCAUCUUCAUGCUCCUCUUCGUCCUGCUGUGCCUUCUGGGGAUCCUGGCUAACGGCUUCAUCGCGCUGGUGCUGAGCAGGGAGUGGCUGCGGCAUGGCCGGCUGCUGCCCCUGGACAUGAUCCUCGUUAGCUUGGGCGCCUCCCGCUUCUGCCUGCAGUGGGUUGGGUUGGUGCACAGCUUCUACUACUUUUUCCACCUGCUCGAGUACCCCAGGAGCCUCUCCCGACAGUUCUUUGGUCUACACUGGGACUUCCUGAACUCAGCCACCUUCUGGUUUGGCACCCUGCUCGGCGUCCUGUUCUGCAUGAAGAUUGCUAACAUCACCCACCCUACCUUCCUCUGGCUCAAGUGGAGGUUCCCAGGGUUGGUGCCCCGGCUCCUGCUGGGCUCUGUCCUCAUCUCCCUCAUCGUAACCUUGCUGUUCUUUUGGGGGAACCACACUGUGUAUCAUGGAUCUUUAGAUAGAAAAUUUUCUGGGAACAUGACCCACAAGCAGUGGAACAGGAGGAUGGAAAUUCACUAUUUCCUGCCCCUGAAACUUGUCACGUUGUCAAUUCCUUGCUUUAUUUUUCUGGUGUCCAUCACACUGUUGAUUAAUUCUCUGAGGAGGCACACCCGGAGAAUGCAGCACAGCACCCGCAUCCUGGAGGACCCCAGCAUCCAGGCUCACACCAGAGCUCUGAAGUCCCUCAUCUCUUUCCUCGUUCUUUAUGCUCUGGCCUUUGUGUCCCUGAUCAUCGAUGCUGUGGGCUUUUUCACUUCAGCGAGCGAGUGGUACUGGCCAUGGCAGAUUGUAAUCUAUUUCAGCACAUCUGUGCACCCCUUCAUCCUCAUCUUCAGCAACAUCAAGCUUCGAGGCAUGUUCGGGCAGCUACUGCUGUUGGCCAGGGGCUUCUAG
Molecule: messenger RNA, 918 nt
Organism: Lemur catta (Ring-tailed lemur)
Lineage: Eukaryota; Metazoa; Chordata; Mammalia; Primates; Lemuridae
Gene: TAS2R41
Product: taste 2 receptor member 41
Exons: 1
Coding region: 1-918 (305 amino acids)
Biological process (GO): detection of chemical stimulus involved in sensory perception of bitter taste; G protein-coupled receptor signaling pathway; sensory perception of taste
Cellular component (GO): membrane
Molecular function (GO): G protein-coupled receptor activity
Source: RefSeq, a predicted model, not a curated record